AAACCAAAACAUGACCCAAUGAAAAGGCCUUGUUUUCUCAUCAUUUAAAGCACGUUAAGCACUUGACCUUUUUCCAACAUAACACAACCCUCCAAAACAUUCACUAAGAUUAAAAUAACACAUGAUGGUUCGAUCAGUGUAGAAGGAGUUGAAGAACAAAUUAAACAGGAUGAUCUCAGGUUGUUUCAGCCAACCCAACACUCCCUCAUCAAGCAACAUCAGCUACAGCUCCCAAGUGCCACAGAAUGUGGUGACAUGCACAUACCUAACUCAACUAUGCAACUCCCCCACUUAUCUCACUCUCAGCUGGUCCAGAACCCUUUUCUCCCACUCCCUAACCAUUUCAGCCACAGAUAUAUUUUCCAUCACAAUUUCUCUGAACUCCUCAACCUUCUUCUUCAGAACACGCCAUGGCUCAAAAUCAAUCAACAACCGCAAAAUCAAGCUCCACUGGAACUUCACCCGCGCCGAGUUCAUUCAAAACUCCGCUGAGCCAGAGUCACGCUUCUACUUGGCAAUCUCACACAAUGGCAAACUCCAAUUCUUUUUGGGCGACCUUGUCCGCGAUUUGACUCGGCGCCACAAAAAGCUCGACGUUAAGGCUAACAACGUUGUUGACCCAGUUCUGGUGUCGAGAAGAGAGCACGUGUUCGGAAGAAGGUGUUACGUGUCACGUGCGGUGUUCAUGGGGUCGAAGCACGUGAUAGAGAUCGAGUGCGGAGGGGGUGUGCUGGGAGUGAAAGUGGACGGUGAGACGCGGUUGGUGGUGAAAAGGUUGGCGUGGAAGUUCAGAGGGUACGAGAAGAUAUUCAUCGACGGCGUUGAAGUGGAGUUUUAUUGGGACGUGUUGAGUUGGGUGGUUAACAGAGACAGCAAUAACGGGCACGGCGUCUUUGUGUUCCAAGUGGGAGAUGGAACGGUGUGGCCAGAAAUGGUGGGUGCGGAGAAGAAAUUAAUGAACAAGAGCGUGUCGUCGGCUUCUAGCGUCUUGCAAUGGGCAGAGGAGACUAGUGAGUGUGGGAGGACCUCUUCUUCUUCAUCCACAAAGUUUUCUGGGACCAAUGCCACCGGCUUCUCUUUGUUGCUCUAUGCUUGGACCUUUAAUUAAUUCAUUUCAUCUCUACUCUCUUCACAUUACUGGAUUUCAAAGUUUAGAUUGGGUUGCAAACAAUUAUUUUGUUCAUAUAUGUAUCUAUGUAUACCUUUCUUUCAUGUUCUUCUAUGUAUGCACAGAUUUCAUUAUUUCACUUUUAUAUAUAACUAAACUGCAAUGGAUUGCCUCUUGAAA
This is a messenger RNA of Glycine soja, 1288 nucleotides long. RefSeq lists its product as uncharacterized. Lineage: Eukaryota; Viridiplantae; Streptophyta; Magnoliopsida; Fabales; Fabaceae. The transcript has a single exon. Bases 170 to 1108 code for a protein of 312 amino acids. The record is from RefSeq and is a predicted model, not a curated record.